CUCUCCCAUCCUGUUGCUCUCACUGUUACUCACAUUACUCAUUACUCUCUUCUUGCUCCUCACUAAUAUAUACUUUCUGUUUUUCCUCUUUUUUUAAGAAACGCCACUGGUUAUCUGAAAGAAAUAAAGCAAUCUUUUCAGGUUGAUCUUAGCAUAAAGGGGCAAAAUUCUCGUACUCGCUUCCUGCCAUACUCUCAACAAAGCACAUUUCUUUUUCUCUUUUGCAACCAUGCAUUCCAACACUGUUCCUGUUGCCUCCAGAACUCGUUCAAGAAAGACCGCCACAACCACCAUGAGCCUGAGUAGCUCCGACGAUGACGAAGUCGUCGUUAAAGGGGAAACUCCCCCGAAACCUCAACCUGAACGCGGCAGCGCAGAAGGCAGCGGUAACAGAGACGGCGAGAAUGUGAAGGAGGGCGAGAACAGAGAAGAUAUAACGAGGAAAAGAAGAAAAUUUGGGGUUGACAUUUUGAUUGACCAGGGUCCCAUCCCCGAUGGUAAGAGUGUUGCACACAGGACUCGUUCCCAUUUCCCGAAGAGCAAGAAGCACCUCCUUUUUGGGACUUUUAGUCAACCAAUUUGUCUUGCUGAUGAUGAUGAUGAUGAAGAACAAGAACAAGAACAAGAAAAGGAAGAAGGGCAACAACCUGGGAAGCAAGGUGAAGAUGAUGAAGAAGAACAUGUGGAGGAGGAGGAGGAGGAGGAGGAGGAGGAGGACGACGACGACGACGAUGACGACAACGACGACGAUGACGACGAGUCUCUUUAUGAAUCAGAAGAAACUGAUUUGGAGGAGGAGGAUGAUGAUGAUGACGACGACUACAGCGUAGAGAGAGAUGCAUGUAUGAACAAUGUGGCCAAUUUCGAAGGGAAGAAGCAAAAGCGGAAGCGUGUUGAUGUGGCUAGCAUGUUAAGGGAUAUGAUGUUUGGCAAGGGAGAGGUGCCUUUGCUGGAGUCUGUGGAAGAAGAAUCAGGUGCAACUGUGGUGACCAUGGACGUGCCAACAAGGUCCCCUUUCAACAGUGAGAAGCACGCGCCACCGGAGAAAUCGACUGAGCAGGAAGUGCUGGAUGCUAUUUGGGCUGAGAUGGAGCGUGGCUUCAGCUCUGAUCCUUUUGAAGAGGAGCAGGGUUCUAAUGAAUUCAAAUGCAGAGGUUCCAAGAGGGAAAAGGGAUCUGCUUUUGAAUUUACAAGGAAGAGAGAAGAUCAAGAUCUAAAAGGGCUUGGUGGGGAGUUUCAGGAUUGUGUUGCCCAAGAGAAGGGUAAAUUGUCUAGCAAGUCAUGCAUUGAGGGGGGAAAUUCAUGUGUGGAUUUUCCUUUCAAGUUUACUUUUUUAACUAAGGAACCGCCAGCGGAGAAAUCCCAAGAUGAGAAAGAAAUAGAUACGAUCUGGUCUGAGAUGGAGCUUGGUCUUCAUGUUAUCCAACAAGACUCUGCUUCUGCUCCUCAGCAGGGUGAAAAUAAUGCUAAUUCGGAUCGUGAUCAAUUUCCGGUGGAAGGUGAUGCUAACACACCCCCUCUUUUUCGCUGUCGAAAAGGGGAACACAAUCUUGUUCUUGAUGAGGAAAUUGGGCUUAUCUGUAAAUAUUGCUUGCAUGUGGCACUGGAGAUCAAGAAUUGGGUUCCUCCUUUUGUUGAAAGUCCAUGGGAAAAAUCUGACAGGAGAGAUUAUUAUUAUUAUGGGGAUGAUGUUGACCGGUCUGUCUUGGAUGAGCUUCAUGAUCGAACUUCUUGGAGUGAUGAUUAUAACCUUGGUAAUCACAAGGGGACAGUAUGGGAUAUGAUUCCUGGAGUGAAGAAGACUAUGUAUCCUCAUCAAUGCGAAGCUUUUGAAUUUCUCUGGAGUCAUUUAGCUGGUGGAAUUUUUCUUGAUCAGCUUAAAGAAGAAAACACUGGAAAUGGAUGCGUUGUAUCUCAUGCUCCUGGCACGGGGAAAACCCGUCUUGCUAUUGUAUUUAUCCAGGCUUACAUGAAGUUAUAUCCAGCAUGCUCACCAAUGAUUAUUGCUCCUAAAAGCAUGCUCCUUACAUGGGAAGAGGAGUUCAAACUAUGGAAGGUUGACAUUCCCUUUCACAAUGUGAACAACUCUGAAUACUCUGGCAACGAGAAUGAAACAGCUCGUAAUCUUAUCAAUAAAUUUGGUCGUAAUGCUUCGACUCAGGCAGCAAAGCGGAAUUGUCGUACAGCUAAGUUCUAUUCCUGGAAGCUUGGCAAAAGCAUCUUGGGAAUUAGCUACAAAUUGUUCGAGCUACUUACCCGGCAGGGCUCCCGGGACAAGGUCCUGAGGAAGUUCCUUCUUGAACAGCCUAGUUUGCUAGUUCUUGACGAAGGGCACACUCCCCGCAAUAAGACAUCUGCUGUAUGGAAAUCCGUCUCUGAAAUUGAAACAAAGAGACGCAUCAUCCUUUCCGGAACUCCCUUUCAAAACAACUUUAGGGAGCUAUACACCACACUGUGCUUGGCAAGGCCUAAAUUUGCUGAUUUGAAUCCAAGAGAUGAACAUAGAGGGAGAUGGCAAUAUCUUGUCAAUUCAUAUGGAAAGGUUACUGAUUCCAGUAGAAAAUUAAAGAUAUUGAAAGAGAUCCGAGAAAUGAUCCAACCUUUUGUUCAUGUAUACAAGGGAACCAUACUGCAAGACAGUCUCCCAGGGCUGAGGCAGUUGGUAGUCAUAUUGAAGCCAACCCAGUUGCAGGAGAAAUUGCUUCAAGAUAUUAAGAAGAGAUUUGAUAAUGUGCUUAAAUUAGAAUACGAAGAGUCUGUAGCAGCGUUUCAUCCUUCUCUUUGCGAAAUAGCUGAAGACAAGGAGAAGAUACAAAAGUGUAGAUUGAACCCCAACGAAAGUGCCAAAACAAAGUUCUUAAUGGAACUUAUCAGGAUCAGUGGAAUUUUCAAUGAAAAAGUUUUGAUUUUUAGUCAAUUCAUUGAACCUUUGAAGCUUCUACUGAGCCAGCUGAAGCAACAUUUUAGUUGGACCGAAGGAAGAGAGGUGUUACAAAUGCAUGGAAAACAAGAAGCAAAGCUUCGACAGGCUUCAAUCCACACUUUCAAUGAUCCGAACAGCAAAGUAAGGGUAAUGCUAGCAUCAACCAAGGCUUGUUACGAAGGUAUCAGUUUGGUAGGUGCCUCGAGGGUUGUUUUGCUUGAUGUUGUGUGGAAUCCCUCGGUUGAGAAGCAAGCAAUAAGCCGUGCUUAUAGGCUCGGCCAAAAGAAGCUCGUGUUUACUUACCAUUUGAUCACUAAGGGGACAACGGACGAGAAAAAAUGUGGUCGACAAGCUGUGAAGGACCAGUUGUCAGAGUUCGUGUUCUUUCAUUCCGAAGGUGGGGCUCAAAAUCGUCAACUCUUUUCAUCCGCUGAAUUGGAAGAUAAAAUUCUGGAGCAGAUCAUUGAGCAAGAAAAGUUCAGACACAUAAUUGAAAAAGUAGCUAUUAAGAAACCAAAUCUACUUUGAGACAUGGUUUCAAUCCCUCUCUUGUUUGCCUAUUUCUUGCUUGAUACACAGCUUCACAUGGCUGUUCUUGAGUACAUAGCUUCUUAUGGCUGAUCUUCUGGAUACAUAGACUCCUGUGGCCGUAUUUUGGGUACAUAGUUUCUCAUGGCUGCUUAUAUAGCUUCUUAUGGCUUUUGGUAUACAAUGAUAGCAAACUAGCUAAUGUACUUUCUUAUGCUCUGCUUAUAUAGCUUCUUGUGUCUUAUGGUGUCAACUGUUUAGUGAUAACUUUUUUUUUUCCUUUCAAGGAUAAGAUGUAUUUUAUAAAUGAAAUGAACAGUGCAAAGUGGACCAUAGAGGGUCAUCGGCAAAGUGAAACAGGAUACCCAAUCAAGAAUUAGAUUUACCAUCUUUCACAGACCAUUUUA
Arachis duranensis is the source of this 3858-nucleotide messenger RNA. Its product is annotated as SNF2 domain-containing protein CLASSY 3-like. Gene Ontology annotation, biological process: gene silencing by siRNA-directed DNA methylation. Gene Ontology annotation, molecular function: ATP binding; ATP-dependent chromatin remodeler activity. The record is from RefSeq and is a predicted model, not a curated record. The transcript has 3 exons. Bases 230 to 3451 code for a protein of 1073 amino acids. Lineage: Eukaryota; Viridiplantae; Streptophyta; Magnoliopsida; Fabales; Fabaceae.